Cinara cedri is the source of this 4326-nucleotide messenger RNA. NCBI's taxonomy places the organism in Eukaryota, Metazoa, Arthropoda, Insecta, Hemiptera, Aphididae. The record is from the annotation of a GenBank genome assembly.
UGAUAAACCCACAAUAACAAUAAUGUUUGAAAUUUAAAUGUAAAACCGGUGUUGCAAGUCUUCAUAAAUUAUUGUUUAUGUGUGAAACAAAAAUGGAAAAAGAGAAGGAAAAGAAUAAAAAUUCAUCAACGGCCAGUCCCAGCCCUACUCCGAUAUCGAAAUUGGAUAAAAAGGAACCUCUGUCGUUGGAAGAACUUUUGGCAAAAAAAAAAGCCGAAGAAUUGGCUAGAAGCAAAGUACGUAUAGUUUUUCCGUUACAUAUGCUUUUUACUGUAUUAUUUAAAGUUUUUUCAAUUCGAUUUCAGCCAGUGUUUUUGACAAAAGAACAACGUGCCGCUGAAGCUCUACGCAAAAGACAAGAAGAAGGCGAACUGAUAAAAAAAAAACAAGAAGAAGAACGUAAGAAACGAUUGGAAUUUUUACAUCAGGUGGACGGCGGGGUACAUAACAAUCACAGAGAUGAUCGGUAGGGUUUGCAGUGUUAUAACUAAUAAUUAUAAUAUUAGUUUCGUGCGAGUACAGUAAUUUUUUAUUGAUAUUUUCCAGUGACCGCGAUAGAGAUCAUCAUCGGGAUAGGGAUCGUGACCGAGAUCGUGAGCGCGAAAGAGAUAGAGAACAUGACCGUCGGGAACGAGACCGUAAAAGGGAAAAAAAGGACGAACCCGAAGACAAGGAACAGAACAAAGAUAAAGAGAAAGAACAAGAAGCUAUACGAGAACGGUAUUUAGGUCUUACUAAAAAAAAAAGACGCGUUCGACGAUUAAACGAUAGAAAAUUUGUUUUUGAUUGGGACGCAUCGGAAGAUACGUCCAUUGACUACAAUGCCUUGUACAAAGAACGUCAUCAAGUACAGUUUUUUGGUCGUGGUAAUGUAGCAGGUAUUGAUAUUAAAGCUCAAAAAAAAGAUCAAUCCAAAUUUUAUGGCGAACUUAUGGAGAAACGCAGAACCGAAGCAGAAAAAGAACAAGAGAAAGUGAGAUUAAAGAAAGUGAAAAGAAAAGAAGAUAAACAGAAAUGGGAUGAUCGGCAUUGGUCUGAAAAGGAUUUGGACGAGAUGACCGAGCGAGAUUGGAGAAUAUUUAGAGAAGACUACAAUAUAACUAUUAAAGGUAAUUCAAAAAUAAAAGUUGAUACUGGGGACGGGUGCAGCCAUUGUUGUAGAUGGGAAGUUGGGAAGGUAGGAUACAUAGGGUUAUUUCAUUUAUAUCUGUAAGCAACGAUAAACCAUUGCUGAAGAAAGACGAUUCCGAGCACAAUUUGAUAAUGUAUAAUUUGAAAUGCCAUAAUUUUUUUUGCGAUUUUCAUUUAAUUUGAUUUCAAAACGCUUAUUUAAAAAUAAAACCGAUGAUUUUUGAAAUUUAACCACGUCUAGGUAAGCCCAAUAUAAGUAUUAUUACCCAGUUUCAAGUCUACUUAUAGCCAAAGUACAGCAAAAAAACUCAAAAAUUAAAAUUGAUUAAAAGCUUAAACGUUUGGCGAUAAUACCGUAAGAAAGAAAAUCAAAAAUGUGCCCUGUGAUUUUUUUAUUAAAUUAAUUUUCUAGUAGAAAAAGUUUUAUUUUAAAAUAAUAACAUUGUAAAAUUGUAUGUUUUCUUACAUUUUUUCCCACUUAAGUGUUAUUAUUUAAAAAAUGAUAUAAAAAAUCAAAAAAUAACCUCUCUAAAGUACCAUCUAGUUAACUUGAGCUUUUAGAAAACUUGCUAUACAUAAAAAUCUGAGCGAGUUUACUAGGAAAAAACGUGUCCACAGUCUAGAACAAAGAAUAAAGAAAAAAUAAUAAAUAAACAGCAUUGUAAAACUAAUAGCUCCCUUGCUACACUUGGAAUCUAAAAUUAAUUUUUGGGAGUAUGUAGGCAUGCAUUUUUUAUUUUACUGUGUAACAAUUUAUUUAAUUUUCAAGGUGGUAAAAUACCUGAACCCAUUCGCAAGUGGAAGGAGUCUACUAUAAAAAGUGAAAUUAUGGAAAUUAUUGAAAAAGUUGGUUAUAAGGAUCCAACGCCCAUUCAACGACAAGCUAUUCCUAUUGGUUUCCAAGUAUAAUAUUUUAUCUCUCAAAUUCCAUGAGUAUUUACUAUACAACACUUAAUGUUUUAAUAAUUUUUAGAAUCGUGAUAUUAUUGGAGUUGCUGAAACUGGUUCUGGAAAAACAUUAGCUUACCUUAUACCACUUAUUGAAUGGAUUCAGUCUUUACCUAAAAUGGAACGAAUGGAAGAUGUUGACCAAGUAAGGAUUAAUUUAACUAAAUUUAAAUCAUUAAUUAAACAUUGUUUUUUUUUUUUUCAAAUAUUUCUCAGGGUCCUUACUCAAUUAUAUUGGCACCGACUCGUGAGUUGGCUCAACAGAUUGAAGAAGAGACUUUAAAAUUUGGUCAGCCAUUGGGUAUUAGAACUGUAGUUGUUGUAGGAGGUUUAUCUAGGGAAGAACAAGGGUUCAGGUUACGAUUGGGGUGUGAAGUAAUUUUUAUUCUUUUUUCCAAAUUUGAAUGGUGCACUAUAUACAAAUUUAAUUUUGAACUGUAGAUUGUCAUUGCAACACCAGGUCGUUUGAUCGACGUUCUGGAAAACAGAUAUUUAGUUCUGAAUCAAUGCACAUACAUAGUGUUGGAUGAAGCAGACAGAAUGAUAGACAUGGGUUUUGAACCAGAUGUGCAAAAGAUUUUAGAAUAUAUGCCUGUAACAAAUUUAAAGCCAGAUAAUGAGGAUGCUGAAGAUGAAUCUAAAUUAUUAGCUAAUUAUUAUUCAAAGAAAAAAUAUAGACAAGUAAAUACACUAUUAAUUUUUAAAUUGAAUUUCUUGAUUAAUUAAAUUAUAACAAUUUGUUUCUUUUUAGACUGUGAUGUUUACAGCUACCAUGCCUGCAGCUGUAGAACGUUUGGCUCGAACAUAUUUACGUCGACCUGCUGUUGUUUACAUUGGUUCCAUUGGUAAACCUGUAGAACGUACUGAACAAAUAGUACACAUGAUGAGUGAAAAUGAUAAACGUAAAAGACUCGUUGAAAUCCUCAGUCGUGGAGUCGAACCUCCAAUUAUUAUAUUUGUCAAUCAAAAAAAAGGUGCAGAUGUUUUGGCUAAGGGUCUGGAAAAACUUGGAGUAAAUUUACAAAUACACAAUAAAUUAUAUAUUUUUUAUAGAUGUGCUAUAUCUGUUACCCUGGUAAAUAUUAUUUUAAUUUUAGUAUAACGCCUGUACGCUUCAUGGUGGCAAAGGACAAGAACAGCGUGAGUUUGCUCUUGCAAGUCUUAAAGGUGGCCAAAAAGAUAUUUUGGUUGCAACAGAUGUUGUUGGUCGUGGUAUUGAUAUUAAGGAUGUUUCUAUGGUCAUCAAUUAUGAUAUGGCCAAAUCUAUUGAAGGUAAUUUUAUUUAUUUGGUAGACUUUCUUAAUAUACUAAACUAAUACUUCUAACUAAAUGCUGCAGUUAUUAACAAUGGUCAAUUGAAUUUUUUUUGUGUUUUCAAAUUAUUGUUUUUUUUUCUAGAUUAUACACAUCGUAUUGGACGUACGGGUCGUGCAGGAAAAACUGGAGUAGCAAUUUCAUUCUUGACUAAAGACGAUUCACCAUUGUUUUAUGAUCUCAAACAAGUCAUACAAGCGAGUCCUGCAUCGACUUGUCCUCCGGAAUUGGCUAAUCAUCCAGAAGCACAACACAAACCUGGUACCGUAAUGAUGCCUAAAAAGAGACGUGAAGAGAAAAUAUUUGCGUAACUUAACAAGUUAAAUACACCUGAAUUAUUAAAAAAUUAUAUUUUGUAAUUAUACAUUUUAUUUAUAAAUGUUUUGAAUCCCUUACACAAUUUUCAUGAAAAUAAUAACUGUUCAAAAGAAAAUUGAAUAUACUGUGUAAAUGAUUUAAUAUAAAUUUAAAUUCUUAACAUCUAAUCCAUACGUGUCUUGAUAUCACGUACAAUAACCUUGUCCUUUUUUCUGAAAUUAAAAAAAAUAAUAAUUUAAGUAUCAAAGUAAAAGGCACAAUAAAUGAACAUAUGUUGCAUUGAUUAAACAAAAUACUUACAUAAUGUAAACUUUUGCACCCCAACCGGAAAUGGCGUCACGAUUGCAAGCACUGACUAAAGCUUGCGAGAUAGUUUCAAAUAGCUGAUCCUCUCCCAUAUCUGGCUCCCACAAAGCUUCACAAAGACCAUACAAUUGACUUGAACUAGUACCACCUACUACAAAGUUAUCUGAUUUAUUUACACAACCAAUCAAAUCCAUGUCACACAUAUAUGGUUCUAGUGUUUCUUCAUCUAAAGCAACAAUCAUAGGUUCAACAAAAAAUGGUGAAAAUCUGAAAAUACAAAAUAAAACAUUUAAUUUAAAAUAUUUCAGU